This is a messenger RNA of Tripterygium wilfordii, 2380 nucleotides long. Its product is annotated as aureusidin synthase-like. The transcript has 3 exons. NCBI's taxonomy places the organism in Eukaryota, Viridiplantae, Streptophyta, Magnoliopsida, Celastrales, Celastraceae. The record is from RefSeq and is a predicted model, not a curated record. Bases 84 to 1826 code for a protein of 580 amino acids. Gene Ontology annotation, molecular function: catechol oxidase activity.
UCAUCCCAUCCCUUACAAUAAAGAGAAAAAAUAUAUAUCAGAAAGACUAUUGGAAGCACAAGAAGGUUGUGAUUUUGUCAAUCAUGGAAACAAAGAGAUGGGUCCCUGCCAUUAAAAUAUUAAUCUUCAGUUUGUUCGCAUUUCCCUUGACUAUUUGGGUUUUGGAAUCAAAUCAACUUCAUUAUGCACUUGCCAUUUUAAGGGAAUUGAAGAACAUAAUCUUCUCCAUAUCGGGAGAAAGAACGUUGUCUCCACACAAUCUGGAGAAAAGUUGGGUGUUGAGUCCAAAUCUAUCAACAUGUCACCAAUCUCUUGGUCGUGCAGGCUUGCCUGUGUACUGUUGUCCUCCAAAACCAGAAUCAGAAGAGCCUGUUACUGAUUUUCAGUUCCCUGAUCCUUCAUCUCCUCUGCGGACACGAAGACCGGCUCACCGUGUUGAUGAAAACUACAUUUCCAAGUACAGAAAGGCCUUAGACAUCAUGAAAUCACUUCCCUACGAUGAUCCGAGAAGCUUUAUGCGUCAAGCAGACAUGCAUUGCCUGUACUGCACUGGUGCAUAUAACCAGCAAGUUACCAAUUAUCCCUUCAAUAUACAUAGAUCAUGGUUGUUCUUUCCUUGGCACCGGAUGAUGAUGUACUUUCAUGAACGAAUACUCGGGAGUCUAAUAGGGGACGACACGUUUGCUUUGCCAUUCUGGGCUUGGGACAUUCCUGAUGGGAUGAUGACUCCUAAAAUGUACUUGAAUCCACCAUUUACAAACCAUAGACGCGACACUUCACAUUAUUCUAAAGUAGUUGAUUUGAAUUAUGGUUGCGAAAAAUACAGCUGCCCGGAGCGGGGUUUGAGCUCUCAAGAGCAAAUUGAUUACAAUUUGGCCCUGAUGUACAACCAUGUUGUUUCUGGUGCAAAGAAGAUGGAGCUCUUCAUGGGUUGUCCGCUUAAGGCAGGGGAAGCAGGGUUUUGUGAUGGAAAAGGCACAAUAGAAAGUGCACCACACAAUACUGUGCACAAGUGGAUAGGGAGUGGAACUUUCCCGGGAAGAGAAGAUAUGGGUGUAUUCUACUCAGCUGCAAGAGACCCAAGUUUCUAUGCACAUCACACCAAUAUUGACCGCCUUUGGGAGGUUUGGAGAGGCCUCCAUGACAACGUCAAUAUGACCGAUCCGGACUGGUUAGACACCGCAUUUUUCUUCCACAAUGAGAAGUCACAGCUUGUGAGGAUCAGAAUUCGAGAUGUUCUCAACAUUACGAAGCUUAGGUACGCAUAUGAGGAGGUAGAACUUGCGUGGCUCGAUAGGCGUCCCAAGCCAUCAGUUCCACCCAAAGUUGCACAUCACAUAUUGAACAUGAGGGAGAGGGAGAAUGAAUUGCACCUGCCAAGCGAUCGCAAUUUAUCCGCAAAUUUUAGUCCUAAUGCUAGAACUCUCGACAAAAGGAUAACAACGAAGGUCCAGAGACCGCGGGAGCGGAGAGCGAGAGGGAAAGGAGAAGAGGAGGUUUUGAUUGUGUAUGGAAUUGAUGUUAAAGAAGACGUACAUGUUAAGUUUGAUGUGUAUGUAAAUGUCGUUGAUGAGAGCAUCAUGAGUCCAUUCUAUAGGGAGUUUGCAGGUACUUUUGUGCACAUGCCUCGCGGCGUGGAUAUGGUGAGUAAGGAAGAUGAUAUUGUGAGGAGGAAGAGGAAGGCCACUCUGAAGUUGGGAAUCUCUGAGCUCUUAGAAGAUUUAGAGGCAGAUAGAGAUGAGUUCAUUUGGGUAACAUUGUUGCCAAGGACCAGGAGUUGUAUCAACACAACUAUGGAGGGGAUAUUGAUUGAUUAUAUUCAAUGAGUGCAGCAUUGCAUACAAGAAAAAAAAGAAGAUAAAGACAAAUACUAUUAUUGUAGCUAUAAUAGUAAAAGACCUGUUGCGAACGGCCUAGGAGUGUACCAAUUCAUUUUGUAAUGCAUUCUAGUUCCAAAUACUAUUGUAGCUAUAAGAGUAAAUGGCCUGUUGCGAAAGGCCUAGGAUUGUACCAAUUCAUUUUGUAAAGCAUUUUAGUUCCGGGUAAUGUCAUUGCAUAGAGAAAAAGUAAUGCGGCGUGGAGGUAGUAGGCUUACGGCUGAUCGUGAGCUUCUUUUCCCGGAGAAGAAGCAAUGACGGUAGAUAGAGAAUAAACAUUGGCUAACUCUGUACCAACAGCCUUGGUAAUACAGAGGAUGUAAGUGUUAUCCGGAAUGAUUGAUCGUGAAGCGUUUGUAGGUGGUUUUUUAAGUCUGCCAUCAAAUCCCGGGAUUCAACCCUGGACAGACGGUGGAAACUACCAGUUAGCUGGACUACGUGUUCAAUUUUAUCAUCAAAGAAUUGUGUACAUACAGCUAGUUGUUAGCUACACAUUCUCAUUA